AUGUCUUUCCCCGAGUGUCCAGCAAGUUUAAAAUCUAUUCAGCAUUACUUAAAGACUGCUGCAGAACAUGAUAAUAGAGACCCUGUAGUAGCCUAUUGGUGCAGGCUUCAUGCUUUACAAACGGGUCUGAAACUCACUACUAAGAAAACUCGAGAAGAAUCUGCUCUUUUAAUAGCUUUGAUGGACUGGUUAGAAGAAUGUAAAAGAAUUAACAAGGAUAAUGAUGCCAUAAUAAAUGAGGUUGCAGCCCAAGCACAUCUUGAGAACUAUGCUUUGAAAUUAUUUUUGUAUGCUGACAAACAGGAUAGAGAACAAAACUAUGGAAAGAAUAUUGUGAAGGCUUUCUACACAGCUGGAAUGAUUUAUGAUGUACUCUGCACUUUUGGUGAACUUACUGAUGAAGCUGCUCAGAACAGGAAGUAUGCUAAGUGGAAGGCAGCUUACAUUCAUAAUUGCCUCAAAAAUGGAGAGACACCAGUACCAGGGCCAAUGCAAUCUGAAGAUGGAGGAGAAAAUAGCGAAGAGCCAACAAGUGACAGCCAACAUGCUCCUGAGCCAACACAGCCUCAAGUUUUCCCUACAGUAACUCCGUCAACACCGCCUGAUGCACCAUCCAGUUUUAGCAACUCUUUGCCUGAUCCUAACGCUGCAAUGAAAGCGGCCUCACAACUUCCACCAGUACCAUAUACGCCAGAUCCAAAUCCAGGUGGUUUUAUACCUUAUGAUCCGUCACAGCAACCACAAGUGGCACAACCGUCUACUUAUUACGGUGAUAUUUCUUCUACGGCGCAGCUCACUCCAGAUCAAAUUGCUAAAGCACAAAAAUACUGCAAGUGGGCCAGCAGUGCCCUGAACUACGACGACAUUAAAACUGCUAUCGGAAACUUAAAGAAUGCCUUGGAAUUGCUCCAGACUGGCCGUGAUCCUGCUUGA
Molecule: messenger RNA, 933 nt
Organism: Arctia plantaginis
Lineage: Eukaryota; Metazoa; Arthropoda; Insecta; Lepidoptera; Erebidae
Source: the annotation of a GenBank genome assembly